This is a messenger RNA of Rotaria sordida, 1242 nucleotides long. The record is from the annotation of a GenBank genome assembly. NCBI's taxonomy places the organism in Eukaryota, Metazoa, Rotifera, Eurotatoria, Philodinida, Philodinidae.
AUGGUUUUUAUUACCGAAAGUUUAAUUCGUAAACGAGCUGAACAUAAUGAAGGACAAUUGUCAACACUUGAAGAAGUAUCACUUCAUCAACAAGAUAUUGAAAAAAUUGAAUAUUUGGAUAAAUGGUGUCGAGAAUUACGAAUACUUUAUUUACAAAGCAAUCUUAUUUCAAAAAUCGAAAAUGUUGGUCGAUUAAAAAAAUUAGAAUAUCUCAAUUUAGCACUGAAUAAUAUUGAAUAUAUUGAAAAUCUUUCUGGAUGUGAAUCAUUAAAUAAACUUGAUUUAACAUUAAAUUUUAUUGGUAUAUUAUCAAGUGUUGAAAAUCUUCGUGAUAAUAUUCAUCUUGCAGAUUUAUAUUUAACUGGUAAUCCAUGUGUUGAUCAUGAAGGUUAUCGUGAUUAUGUUAUUGCUACAUUGCCACAAUUACAAAGAUUAGAUGGAAAUGAAAUUACAAAAACUGAACGAAUUUUAGCAUUACAAAAAUACGAUAAGAUUUCCAAGCGUAUCGAAGAAUUGGAUCAACAAUAUGCAGAAAAACGAAAAAAUCAAGUGAAUGAAUAUGCACGAACUAAACAAGAACGUGAUGCUGAUGAAAAUUAUUGGGAACAACAAUCAGAAUACACACCAGAAUCACGUAUUGAAACACAUGAAAGUAUGAAAAAAAAACGUGAACGUGAAUCAAAAGAAACAAAAACUGAACCGAAACCUGUCCGUCAAUAUAUUGGUGAUGAUGGUCGUCCACUCAAUUGUAAUGAACCUAAAGUUGAUUUCAAAAUGUAUGAAAGUGAUGAUGAUCGAUAUAUUAUUCUUGAUAUUGCUGUUUUUCGUCAUUUGGAUACAUCACUUAUCGAUGUUGAUGUUCAACCUACUUAUGUUCGAGCCACUAUUAAAGGAAAAAUUUUACAAUUGGUCUUAUCCGAAGAAGUGAAUACAACACUUUCAGCAGCUGAACGAUCUAAAACAACAGGACAUUUAGUUAUUAAAAUGCUCAAAGUAAAAGAAUCAAAUACUCCAAUUGAAACAAAACCCCAAAUUGAAAAUAAAAAAACUUCUACAUCAUCUUCUGAAAAAUCAUCGACCUAUCUUGAACUUGGUAAAGAUCCAUCAUCAACUGUUGACUACACUCAAAUUGUAAAUCAAAAUAAAAGAAAUUCUCAAUUAAAACCUAAAACAAAUCCAUCAAAAGAACGAGAAAAUUCAUCAGAUUUUAUUGAUAAUCCGGAUGUACCUCCUUUAAUCUAA